Messenger RNA from Fundulus heteroclitus (mummichog), 4796 nucleotides. Its product is annotated as receptor-type tyrosine-protein phosphatase delta-like. The record is from RefSeq and is a predicted model, not a curated record. Gene Ontology annotation, biological process: protein dephosphorylation. Lineage: Eukaryota; Metazoa; Chordata; Actinopteri; Cyprinodontiformes; Fundulidae. Gene Ontology annotation, molecular function: protein tyrosine phosphatase activity; protein binding.
GAUAUGGGUCCCCAGCUCAAAGUGGUUGAACGUUCACGGACUGCCACCAUGCUCUGUGCUGCGAGUGGCAACCCUGACCCAGAAAUUACCUGGUUCAAGGACUUCCUGCCAGUCAACACCUCCAAUAAUAACGGCCGAAUCAAGCAACUCCGCUCAGAGUCCUUUGGUGGCACGCCCAUACGAGGUGCCCUACAGAUAGAGAUGAGUGAGGAAGGGGAUCAGGGCAAGUAUGAGUGUGUUGCCACCAACAGUGAUGGGACACGCUAUUCCACCCCAGCGAACCUGUAUGUCAGAGAGCUACGAGAAGUGCGUCGCGUCCCCCCUCGCUUCUCUAUUCCCCCCGCCGACAGCGAAAUCAUGCCCGGGGGGAACGUCAACAUCACCUGCGUGGCGGUCGGCUCGCCCAUGCCGUACGUGAAGUGGAUGCUGGGAGCGGAGGACCUGACGCCCGAGGACGACAUGCCCAUCGGCCGCAACGUCCUGGAGCUGACCGACGUGCGCCAGUCCAACAACUACACCUGCGUGGCCAUGUCCACGCUGGGCGUGAUCGAGGCUGUGGCGCAGAUUAUUGUGAAAGCCCUGCCAAAGGCUCCCGGCGUCCCUGUGGUGACGGAGAGAACUGCAACGAGCAUUACCCUCACCUGGGAUUCUGGAAACCCUGAACCAGUCUCCUACUAUGUCAUACAGCAUCGUGCCAAAGGUUCAGACGACCCUUAUAAGGAGAUAGAUGGCAUCGCCACAACCCGCUACAGCGUCGGCGGCCUCAGCCCGUACUCCCACUAUGAUUUCCGGGUGGCGGCUGUCAACACCAUCGGUCAGGGCCCAUCCAGCGACGUGGUGGAAGCUCGUACAGCAGAGCAGGCCCCUUCAUCGCCUCCACGACAGGUCAUAGGUCGGAUGCUGAGUGCUACAACGGCAAUGAUUCACUGGGACGAGCCAGAGGAACCUAACGGUCAGGUGGUUGGCUACAGGGUGUACUACACCUCAGACAACACGCUGCCAGUCAACCAGUGGGAAAAGCAGAUGGUCCGAGGCACCAAUUUCAUCACCAUCCAGGAUCUGACCCCUAACAAGACUUAUUACAUCCGAGUGCUGGCGUUCACCUCUGUAGGAGACGGACCCUUGUCCCAAGAUCUGCAAAUUAUAGCCAAGACUGGAGUUCCAUCCCAACCGUUAGACUUCAAGGGGGAAGCCAAGUCUGAGACCAGUAUCCUGUUGUCCUGGGUGGCCCCCUCCACCCAGGGGGGCCCAGACAGCCAAAUCACAGGAUACGAACUGGUUUAUCGAAGGGUCGACGACACGGAGGAGAGGAAAGUGAGCUUUGAGCCAGCCACCUCCUACCUGCUGAAGAACCUGAAGCCCUUCUCCGCCUACACCUUCCAGCUGGCCGCCAAGAGCAAAAAUGGGAUCGGAGCGUACACCAACGAAGUGUCCAUUGACACUCCGCAGACACUUCCUUCAGCGCCUCCCCAGGACAUCACAUGCACCAGUCCCAGUUCUACCAGCAUCCUGGUAAGUUGGGCUCCACCACCCCUGGAGUUUCAGAACGGCAUCAUAACGGGAUACUCCAUCCAGUAUUCCACAAUGGAGGGCAACAAAACGGCCAAAAGAGUUGACAGGAUUCCUCCGGGAAGUUCUCCGUAUCUCCUGGAAAACCUUGAGAAAUGGACUGAGUAUGGCAUAACGGUUCGGGCUCUCACGGAGGCUGGGGACGGACCAGAAAGUUUGCAGCUGCUUAUCCGCACUGAGGAAGAUGUUCCAAGUGGUCCUCCACGAGGGGUUGAAGCAGAGACAGUGAAUGCCUCAGCCAUUAGGGUGAAAUGGCGCGCUCCAGCACCCGAGCUGCAGCACGGACAGGUCCGUGGUUACCAAGUCCACUAUGUGCGGACAAACUAUGGCGAACCGCAAGGUCAACCACUCAUCAAGGACAUCCUCAUCGAAGAGUCACAGUGGGAACUUGGGGACUCAGCUGAAUAUGAAAUCGUGCUCGGAGACCUGAAAGCAGACACAGCCUACUCUGUGUCAGUGGGAGCUUACACUGCAAAGGGUGACGGCGCUCGCAGCAAAGCUGUUACUGCAUGCACCGCCCUGCCUUUUCCUGAGAAACCCAAACUGCUGGUCAGUGCAACUGAAACAGGUACGGCCCUCCUGCAGUGGUACCCCCCUCCCAACCCGCCGACCCCUUUGCUGGGGUACCGCCUCACCUUCGGACGUGUCGACAUUCUUCCCUUUACGGUGGUGGAGUUCCCCGCCAAAGAAACCCGUUACACUGCUCUGGAUAUAGAGAAGGGAGCUAACUAUGUGUUCAGACUCUCUGCCAGAAACAAAAUGGGCUACGGAGAGGAAACCAUGGCGGAGGUGACCACUCCAGAAGACGCCCCGACUGGAUACCCAGAAAGUAUCGUUCUGGAGGAGGCUUCUGCCACCUCCCUCAAGCUGACAUGGAAGUCGGUCCCACUGAUAGAGCAAAAUGGAAAAAUUGCAAAGUACUCGGUGCUGUAUAAGGAUAUAAACAGUCGGGGGAACGCUACAGAGGUGGUGGUGCCUGCUCCGGGGUCGAGUGUUUUGCUGGAGGGUCUGAGUGCCGAUACCGUCUAUCAUGUCAGGGUGUGCGCGUUCACGGCCGUCGGUCCGGGGCCGUACAGCCCCAGCGUCCAGUUCAGGACGCAGCGGCUUGACCAAGUCUUUGCCACCAACUUCAGAGUGAAGGCAGCCAUGAAGAACUCGGUCCUGCUUUCUUGGGAGAUCCGGGACAAGAACCCUGCCCAGCCAUUUACCAUCCUGUACGGAAAGGGCCAGUCUGUGGAAGUAGACGGCAAACAGACCCAGAAGCUCAUAACUGGCUUGGAUCCGGACACCCAGUACUCUUUUCUGCUCACGAACCGGGCCAACAGCGCUGGCGGCCUGCAGCACCGCGUCACUGCCACCACUGCCCCAGACAUCCUUAAAAGCAAACCCCUCAUUGUGGGAAAGACCAACGCAGACGGAAUGGUGACUGUGCAGCUGCCGACCGUGCAGACGACAGCAAAAGUCAGGGGUUACUAUGUGGUGGUGGUGCCUCUCAAGAAGCAGAGAGGAGGAAAGUUUCUGAAUCCCUGGGACGAUCCUGAUCAGAUGAAUCUGGACGAGCUCCUCAGAGAGAUCAACAGGACAAGCGUUAGCCGGGCCCUGCGCAUCCGCAGGCAGGCUAGCCAGUCAGACCCCAGGGCCUACAUCACAGCUCACUUUAAGACCCUCCCCUUAGAGUUCACUUUAGGCGACAGCCGAAACUAUGGCGACUUCCGCAACCGUCCUUUGAAGGGUGGCCAGGAGUACGUCUUCUUCGUCCUCGCCCUCCUAGACCUCUCGGAAAAUACAAUGUUCUCAACCAGUCCCUAUUCUGAUCCGGUGACCGCGUCGGAUGUGGACCCCCAGCCGAUUGUUGAUGAGGAGGAGGGACUGCUGUGGGUUGUAGGCCCUGUGCUGGCUGUCAUUUUCAUUGUGUGCAUCGUCAUUGCCAUUCUUCUCUUUAAGAGCAAACCUGACAGGAAAAGAGCCGAGGCUGAGGGAAGAAAAGGCAGUUUUCCCUGCAGCAAAGCCAUGUCCUCCCACCAUCCCACAGAUCCCGUGGAGCUGCGGAGGAUCAACUUCCAGACUCCAGGCAUGGCGAGUCACCCGCCCGUCCCCAUCUCUGAGCUGGCGGAUCACAUCGAGCGCCUCAAGGCAAACGACAAUCUCAAGUUCUCUCAAGAGUACGAGUCCAUAGACCCGGCUCAGCAGUUCACUUGGGAGAACUCCAACCUUGAGGUCAACAAACCAAAGAACCGCUAUGCUAAUGUCAUUGCGUAUGAUCACUCGAGGGUCAUACUCUCCAGCAUUGACGGUGUCCCUGGCAGUGACUAUGUUAACGCCAACUACAUUGAUGGCUACCGCCGUCAGAACGCCUACAUAGCCACCCAAGGCCCUCUUCCGGAGACCUUCGGGGAUUUCUGGAGGAUGGUCUGGGAGCAGCACACAGCCAACAUUGUCAUGAUGACCAAGCUGGAGGAGAAGUCACGGAUGCCCUCUUAUUUCUUCUCUAAGGUGAAAUGCGAUCAGUACUGGCCAACACGUGGCACGGAGACCUAUGGCCUGAUCCAGGUCACUCUGCUGGACACAGUGGAGCUGGCCACCUACUCCGUGAGGACCUUCACUCUUUACAAGAGCGGCUCUAACGAGAAGCGUGAGGUUCGUCACUUCCAGUUCACCGCCUGGCCGGACCACGGGGUCCCUGAACAUCCCACCCCGUUCUUGGCCUUCCUUCGCCGGGUCAAGGCCUGCAACCCUCCCGAUGCCGGACCCAUGAUUGUGCAUUGCAGCGCCGGCGUGGGCCGAACCGGCUGCUUCAUCGUCAUCGACGGCAUGACGGAGCGCAUCAAGCAGGAGAAGACCGUCGACAUUUACGGCCACGUGACGCUGAUGCGCUCCCAGAGGAACUACAUGGUCCAGACGGAAGACCAGUACAUCUUCAUCCACGACGCUCUGCUGGAGGCCGUCACGUGCGGCAACACCGAGGUCCCCGCCAGGAACCUGUACUCCUACAUCCAGCGGCUGACGCAGAUUGAGCCCGGAGAGAACGUCACGGGCAUGGAAGUGGAGUUCAAGCGUCUGGCCAGUGCCAAGGCCCACACAUCCCGGUUCGUGAGUGCCAACCUGCCGUGCAACAAGUUCAAGAACCGACUGGUGAACAUUAUGCCCUAUGAGACGACACGCGUGUGUCUCCAGCCAAUCAGAGGGGUGGAGGGGUCCGACUACAUCAACGCCAGCUUUAUUGAUGG